AUGGACGCUCUUUGGCGAGAACAAAAUGCUUCGACGCCGGCCGCCCUGUCACGACUUUCAAUCUUCAUUGAAUCCAAAGAUGGAUCCUCUCCAUUUUUUCACAGCCUUCCCCGUGGACCUCUCUCGAUCAUCUUGGGCGUUGUCGCCCUGUUUAUCCUCGGUCUAGGACCGCUCUACGACUUUCUCGAGCGAAAAGGCAACAAGCAUACCAUUAUCGGCGACUGCGGAUGGUGGCUGCGUCGAACUGGACUCACUAGGUUCAAUCUCGAUCCCAAUAACAUCGUGUUUCGAGGCUACGACAAUUUCACCAAGCAGGACAAGAUUUGGGCGACUUGGAUCAAUGAUGAACUGAUUCACAUCCUGCCUCCGAGUUUGGUAGACGAUGUGAAGAAUCAGCCGCUACAGAAGCUUUCGUUUCUGAAGGUCGUUGACGAGCAUUUCAUGUGGAAUCUUCAUGUCGGAGACAUGGUCUGUCAGAGGGACUAUGUCAAAGCCGUCAAGUCACAGCUCAACUUCAGUCUUCCGACAAUGACCAACUACAUUGCGGCACAGACUGAUAUUGCUAUUGACGAGAGAGUUGCUCCCAAGGGUAACCUCCGAGGUUGGAGGACCGUCAUGUUAUGGGAUGCCACCCUGGACAUCAUCCACCGGGUGACAGCUGCAGUAAUGGUUGGGCCCGAGCUAGCAGCAGACGCAGAAUACAUCUACCAUGCACGAGGAUACACCGAAGAAGUAACCAACUGGAACGCAAAGCUGUUCGCCAUGCCAGACUUCCUUCGAACCAUCUUCUGGCGACUCUCGUCUGGCGGGCGUCUCAUCCGGUACCACCAGCGUGAGGUUCAAAAGAAAGUCUAUCCUGAACUGAGAAGGCGCCAAGCAGGAGACUUUUCGAGCGAGAACUUCGCCAUGUUAGACGGUCUACUGAAAAGCGCAAAGGAYGAUACUGAGCAGUCGUAUGCUCGGAUUGUUAACCAAGAAUUGUUCUUGACAUUCGCAGCUGCGGGACUCUUCUCCGUCGUGGUGUGUCAGUUGAUUCUUUCCGUCCUCGGACAUCCCAAGUAUCUCGAGCCACUGCGGGAGGAGAUUACGACCGCUGUGAAUGAACAUGGUGGAUGGACUAAAGAAGCUUGCGCGAAGAUGCCCAAGUUGGACAGCUUCUUGAGGGAGACUCUGAGAUUGAGUCCACCAACAGCUUUCACUCUGCAACGAAAGGUCGAUGUGGACAUUCCAUUAUCCAAUGGCGAGGUCGUUAAAGCCGGGACUCUCAUCGGCUUCCCAACGCUCGCUAUUCAACGCGAUCCCGAGUUCUAUGAGAAUCCACUAGAGUUUGACGGAUAUCGCUUCUUCAACGCCGACGACAAUAUAUCUGCCGUCAGAUCCGUGACACAAAGCCGGACCUACUUGCCAUUCGGCUACGGAACUCAGACCUGCCCCGGUAGAUUUCUAGCCACGGAGACGGCCAAGAUUGUCUUUGCAAAGUUUCUGGUGGAUUACGAAAUGCGGUUCACCCCAGAGCGUUUGGGCAAACCUGUUGACUGGCCAAUUGGAGGUCAAAUCAUGCCGAACAUUGACACUUAUGUCUCGAUGAGACGACGGGCAUAA
Molecule: messenger RNA, 1602 nt
Organism: Ramularia collo-cygni
Lineage: Eukaryota; Fungi; Ascomycota; Dothideomycetes; Mycosphaerellales; Mycosphaerellaceae
Exons: 7
Coding region: 1-1602 (533 amino acids)
Molecular function (GO): heme binding; oxidoreductase activity, acting on paired donors, with incorporation or reduction of molecular oxygen; monooxygenase activity
Source: RefSeq, a predicted model, not a curated record